Molecule: messenger RNA, 844 nt
Organism: Rubroshorea leprosula
Lineage: Eukaryota; Viridiplantae; Streptophyta; Magnoliopsida; Malvales; Dipterocarpaceae
Source: the annotation of a GenBank genome assembly
GUCUGUAAAAGUUUGUACCAUACUGAAUCCCCUCUCCGCUUAUAUUCUCCAGUUUCUUCCGUCUUUAUUGUUCUCUCAAACUCAUCCGAAGGUUUUUUCUUCAAGAAAAGUGAGGAUCAAAGAUCAAUCUCUUCUCUAAGGUUUCCCGAUGGCGUCGAAGCGGAUCUUGAAGGAAUUGAAGGAUUUGCAGAAGGAUCCUCCUACAUCAUGCAGCGCUGGUCCUGUUGCUGAAGACAUGUUCCAUUGGCAGGCAACAAUUAUGGGUCCUGCAGACAGUCCUUAUGCUGGGGGUGUUUUUCUGGUCACUAUUCAUUUUCCUCCAGAUUAUCCAUUUAAGCCUCCCAAGGUGGCAUUCAGAACAAAGGUGUUCCACCCAAAUAUAAACAGCAAUGGGAGCAUUUGCUUGGACAUUUUGAAGGAGCAGUGGAGUCCUGCACUAACAAUUUCUAAGGUGUUGUUGUCAAUCUGUUCAUUACUCACAGAUCCAAAUCCUGAUGAUCCAUUAGUGCCGGAGAUUGCUCAUAUGUACAAGACAGAUAGGAACAAAUAUGAGACAACUGCAAGGAGCUGGACCCAGAAGUAUGCCAUGGGCUAAAUGAGCUUUUGGUGUGUGUUAGGGAAGCCCCUUCCUUUUCUUAUAUUUUAGUUAUUCCGUUCUAUGUAUUAAAUACAUUCUGUCUCGUCAAUCCUAAAAUGGACUAAAGAGGUCCAUAACUUACCCAUUAGUUAAAAGGAGAAACAGAUAUCUUCAUUCUGUUGUGUGUUGAUAAUGAUAAUUCGAAACAUCAACUUAUAUCAUUUAUAAAGUCUCGCUGUUCCUCCCCAAUCAAUGCCAGAAUGUGUU